AUGUAUGGAUGCAAAGAUAUCCACGGGGCGGUUCGUCCUAUUCAGAUAUUCACGACCAAGAAGUACUGGAUUCUCUUUCGGAUAGGCCCUGAAAGGAGAAAGAGAAGGAAGGCUGGAAUGCCAACAGACAGGUAUAAAGCGCAUGAGCUUGAGCUGUCUCAAAAAUGUUGCAAUGAUUUCGCUCAGCUACUUCGUUAUGUUCGGAAGCGAGAUGUUCAGGAGCCAGAGCCUCUUAGGCUUAGGAGGUCGUCAAUGAAGCUCAGCCGAACUUCCUUAAGAGAAAGAGGAAAUCACCGCUUGGUUGUUUACCAACGGAAAGCAUGGGAAAAAGACCAAAGAUAUCAUACGCUCUCUUCGGAGAGCGGCAUACCGAAAAAAAGAAAAGGGUUAUCGGAUUGGAAGCGAUGA
Dovyalis caffra is the source of this 408-nucleotide messenger RNA. NCBI's taxonomy places the organism in Eukaryota, Viridiplantae, Streptophyta, Magnoliopsida, Malpighiales, Salicaceae. The record is from the annotation of a GenBank genome assembly.